Messenger RNA from Actinia tenebrosa (Australian red waratah sea anemone), 1737 nucleotides. Its product is annotated as acyl-coenzyme A thioesterase THEM4. Lineage: Eukaryota; Metazoa; Cnidaria; Anthozoa; Actiniaria; Actiniidae. The record is from RefSeq and is a predicted model, not a curated record.
GCGUUUACAUUUCGUAAAUAAGUUGAUCUUUACGUAAUAUUUGAACUUUAUGACUUAAAAAAGCCGGUAAAAGUUGAUGGAAUUAUAUUCUUAAGUGUUAUUAGUUGGUACUGAAGUAGUUAGUGUUUCGUAUGUAUAGGCUAAGGGUAUUUAAAGCGUCCCGCAAAGAGGUUUUUAGAUUAUUUAGUAGACGUAUGUCUAACUUCUCCACUGGAGGACGAAGUGUUGGCAGAAUAAGCAGAAUAUCUUCUCAUUUCUUGUCUUCAUCAAACAGAACAAACAUAAAAGCUUCAUUUACUUGUAAUGCAGCUUUGAAUUCAAGUGAAAUGAAUACGGAACAAAAAGAAAUGGCCAGAACAAAAUCAGUCGUAGAUUAUGAUAUUGAAGAUGACAGAGCUGUGCCAAAUGAGGGCUGGACUAAGGAAUCUGUAGAACUGUUUAACAAGUUAAAAAAUGAAGCUGAUGCAAGCAAUGGAUUAUGGAUAAAAGUGCCAGGAAAAACUCCACCUUUAACUGGAAAUAGACUAUUCACAAGAUGUCUUUGGGAUCAGAAAGGAAAAUUGUUUGAAUACAGUAUGUUUAUGAAUAAGAGAGAGGAACGCCUCAAAGGAGUUGUUCAGUUUGGACCGUAUACUGAAGGACCAAAAGGGUACGUACAUGGAGGUGCUAUAUCAACUGUAAUGGACAGUAUCAUUGGUGUAUGCAUCCAUGGUAGUGGUUAUGUUUCAGUUACUGCAAACCUAUCUGUGAACUUUAAAAAAGGAGUACCUAUUGGUACUACAGCUCUACUGGAAGGUAGAAUAGACCGUGUUGAAGGCAGGAAGGUAUUUGGUUAUGGAGAAAUGAAGAACCCUGAUGGGUCUAUAACAUAUGCUACAUCCACAGCAUUAUUUGUACAAGUCCGUCCACCACCUGACUCUGAUGGGGGGAAAAAAGAAGAUGGUGAUAUGUAGUCAAGGCAAUAAUACUUUAAUACAGUUAUAAAUAGUCAAUACAAUACAGUCGUCAAUCAUCAAUUUUUAGCUAAACAUUUAUUCAAUUGUUACAAAACUACAUUAAGAGUUUUUAAACUUGAUCUUUCUAUAGGAAGGUUUCUUGCAUGAAUGUUCCUUUAUAGUUUUUUGGACAAAUUAAGUAUGAUUUUGUGAGUGCAUUUUCUUUAUCAUUAAUCAUCAAUUAUGUAUGUUUUUUCAUUUAACUGAAACAUAUCUUUUAUAUGAAACAAAACAUCAAAUAUUUAUCAUUAAUGUUUUUUACAAUCUUUAAUGAGUGAAAUAAUAAUCCUUAAGAACCUCAUCAAUGUAUGAAAUAUUUUUACUAUAGUUUUUAGUUCGAGAAUAAUUAUUCUGAUUACUGUUGGUGGUUCUUGUGAUGAUGGUAAUUUUCCUUUCAUCAAGUCAAUUCAUCUUCUUCAUUUAAACAUCAAUUACUGAAGUUGUCAAUUUUCUAACUUGAGGAUGAUAUUAACUUACUGUUCUGAUAGAAACAAUACAGUAUUAAACUUGUUUUGCUAUGUCCAAUGUUUUUUGUCGGUCAUAGAGCAGUGUUAAGACUCAGUUGACUAUUAUUGAGCUGAUCGCCAAUUCUUCUUAAAACACUUCCAAUUUCUCUACUGGCACGAUUACUGGUGUUAUUGGCUUGACUCGAUGUUGACCUGGUUGAAUUUGUUUCACUGUUACGAUCUCUGUUUUCUGUGCGACGGAAGCUCCUCCUCUUGCUGCUGUUGCGCCUUACCAG